UGGGAAGCUGACUUCAAAGCCGUGCCCCUUCACGGAGCUUUCUCUCAGCUAUCCUUGUUGCAGCAGCGCAGCGCUAAAGGAUAGCUGAGAGCGUAGGGACCCAGCAGAAAUGUCGGAAAGUGGGAGUCAGGAACCUGCAGGGGCCGCGAACGGCAGCGACAGCCCGACGAAGCGGGCACCUAGACCGGCUGUCGGUAACAAAGUCACCGUGGUGCUGGGGGCUCAAUGGGGAGACGAGGGAAAGGGGAAAGUUGUGGAUCUGCUGGCACAAGACGCGGAUAUGGUGUGCAGAUGUCAGGGCGGCAACAACGCAGGACACACAGUGGUGGUUGACUCAGUGGAGUAUGACUUUCACCUCCUUCCCAGCGGCAUCAUCAACCCCAAGGUCACCGCCUUCAUUGGCAAUGGUGUAGUGAUCCACCUUCCAGGCCUGUUUGAAGAGGCAAAAAAGAAUGAACGCAAAGGAAAAAGUUUAAAAGACUGGGAGAAAAGGUUGAUCAUCUCAGACAGAGCACAUAUCGUGUUUGACUUCCACCAAGCGGUUGAUGGCGUACAGGAACAGCAGAGGCAAGAGCAAGCAGGCAAGAACCUGGGGACAACAAAGAAGGGGAUUGGUCCAGUGUACUCGGCCAAGGCGGCACGUAGCGGUCUCAGGAUAUGUGACCUGCUAUCUGACUUCACUCAGUUCUCUGAAAGGUAUAAAGUAUUGGCCCAGCAGUACAAGGCAAUGUACCCCACUCUGGAGAUUGACCUAGAGGGAGAGCUGGUCAAAUUAAAGGACUACGUGGACCAGAUCAAGCCCAUGGUGAGAGAUGGCGUGCACUACAUGUAUGAGGCUCUUCAUGGACCUCCUAAGAAGAUCCUGGUGGAAGGAGCCAACGCAGCUCUAUUGGACAUAGACUUUGGGACGUACCCAUUUGUGACAUCGUCCAACUGCACGGUGGGCGGGGUGUGUACAGGUCUCGGUAUGCCACCUCAGAACGUCGGAGAGGUUUACGGGGUUGUGAAGGCGUACACCACCAGAGUGGGCAUCGGAGCGUUCCCCUCAGAGCAGAGCAACGAGAUCGGAGAGCUGCUUCAGACUCGGGGGAAGGAGGUGGGCGUGACCACAGGCAGGAAGAGGCGAUGUGGUUGGCUGGAUCUGGUGCUCAUCAAAUAUGCACACACGAUUAAUGGUUUCACGGCUUUAGCACUCACCAAACUGGAUAUACUUGACGUGUUCCCGGAGAUCAAGGUGGGCGUAGCGUACAAAGUCGAGAACCAAACUAUACCUUACUUUCCAGCUAAUCAGGAGGUGUUGCAGUGUGUGGAGGUCCAGUAUGAGACGUUGCCUGGCUGGAACAGCGACACCUCGGCUGCUAGAAGCUUUGAGGAACUGCCUGAGAAUGCCCAGAAAUAUGUCCACUUCAUUGAGGAGCAUGUGGGAGUGCCUGUUAAAUGGAUCGGAGUGGGCAAGUCUCGAGAGUCCAUGAUCCAGCUGUUCUAGACGGAGAGAGGAGAAACAGAAGAGGAUGAACCCCCUAACACAUACACACAGCCUACCUACCUGUCUCAACUCUCCGACAGAAACGCGACCAUGUCUGUUCUUAAUGCUUUACCACUGUAUUACCUGACUGACUGGACCUCUGGAUCAGACAGACUGACCUCCCUGUAUGAAUGGCUCAAACGUCUCCAUCUGGUUUUUUAACAGUUUAACGGGUCCCUAUUUUAUUUGUCGCGGUUUAUACACACACACACUCGGCCAAACCAGCUGCCAUCAUGUCUGAGGGUGGACAUGAUGGAACGGACUCAACACACACACACACACACACACACACACAUACAACACAGAUAGGGGAUCACUGCCUGGAGGAACUGUCCAUAGAUGUCUGGUUGUGUAUUUUUUUGUUGAUCUAUUCUGUGUUUUAAAUGCACUGUGCCAGUCUGGUGUAAAUCAGUUUAAAAAGUUUAACCUCGGCACUUUAGAUGCUUUGGACUAAAUCUGCUUUAUGUUUUAUUCUGCCAGGUGUGCUGCACAUCCUGACAUGAUAAAGGGAUCCUUUAAUAUUUUGAAUGUGUCUUUUUGUGUUUGUUUCCAGUUGAAUGUUGAAGACUUCUUCUAUUGCCUUGUCAUUCAACCAAAAAAUUAGCUUUUAAAUUUCUUGUAGCUAGAGAUUGCUUCCACUGAUUUGUGUUGAUGAAAUGUUGCUGCACAUCUUCCUGAACUGUGAGAAGCAGGUGAGUUUUCCAUAAACUAGAACAGAGAA
Monopterus albus (swamp eel) is the source of this 2246-nucleotide messenger RNA. RefSeq names its product adenylosuccinate synthase 2 (gene adss2). Gene Ontology annotation, cellular component: cytoplasm. The transcript is spliced from 13 exons. The coding region runs from base 110 to 1486 and encodes 458 amino acids. Gene Ontology annotation, molecular function: adenylosuccinate synthase activity; GTP binding. Lineage: Eukaryota; Metazoa; Chordata; Actinopteri; Synbranchiformes; Synbranchidae. The record is from RefSeq and is a predicted model, not a curated record. Gene Ontology annotation, biological process: IMP metabolic process; 'de novo' AMP biosynthetic process.